CACACACCUCAUGACUCCUCCUUUUGACGAUCUUGGAGAUAUCUCCGACUUCCUACGAGAUGGUUUGUUUGAGUACGCUUCCAGCGACGACUCGGCCAACCAGCUCCACGCCUCGUCAGCCUCGUUGUCGCCGCCGCCGCCGCGCUCGAGCCGAUCCUCCAGCGUUGACGGCCACGACGACGACGAAAAGUCCGCGUCGUAUCUGCAAAAACUGUACGCGAUGCUCAACGAAUGCCCUCUGUCUGUGGCGUCUUGGACCUGCAACGGCACCGCGUUUGCCAUUUACGACCCCGAAUCGCUGGAAAAAGUUAUCAUUCCGCAACACUUCCAGCCCAUCAAGUUUGAGAGCUUUGUUCGACAGCUCAAUUCAUACCGCUUUAAGAAGUCCAAACUCGUGUGCCCAGACACUAGUACCGUGCUUCAGUUCCAGCACAGCAGCUUCGUCCGCGGCCGCCCCGAGCUUAUGGAGUCCAUCAAGCGACGCCGACGGGUUCGACGCACGGGACCGAAAUCUGUCCAGGACAUGAACGAUGUGGAGCUGCGGACGGCUAUGACCGACCUCGUGAAGUUUGUGCAAACACUGCACACUGAGCUCGACGAAACCAAAGCACUCGCUGCUUCCCUCGCCGCGAAAAAAGCCACUUGACGACGCGUUAGGACUCGAUUUUUAACUUAUGUGUAGCAGUACUAUAUAUCCUGAAUAUACGUGGCAGCAUGCUGCACAGUGUUGUCACUUCAGGUUGAAAUUGUACUACCCGGUAUUAAUAAAUAAAUACAUGUAUUAAUAGUAAUAAGCCUUAG
This is a messenger RNA of Aphanomyces astaci, 801 nucleotides long. RefSeq lists its product as hypothetical. Gene Ontology annotation, biological process: regulation of DNA-templated transcription. Gene Ontology annotation, molecular function: DNA-binding transcription factor activity; sequence-specific DNA binding. The record is from RefSeq and is a predicted model, not a curated record. NCBI's taxonomy places the organism in Eukaryota, Oomycota, Saprolegniomycetes, Saprolegniales, Verrucalvaceae. Bases 11 to 646 code for a protein of 211 amino acids. The transcript has a single exon.